Messenger RNA from Miscanthus lutarioriparius, 1584 nucleotides. The record is from the annotation of a GenBank genome assembly. Lineage: Eukaryota; Viridiplantae; Streptophyta; Magnoliopsida; Poales; Poaceae.
AUGCUCCCCGCCGUCGUCGCCAACCGCCAGGCCUGCCGCAAGGCCGUCUACAACGGGGCUUGCAACCUCACGCUCCCCAUGAAGACGCUCUGGCUCGUCGUCUACAUCGUCGACGCCGUCCUCGUCUUCCUCGUCAUCCCUUUCGCCAUGUUCUACUACGAGGGCGACCAGGACAAGUCCGUCGGGAAGAGGCUCAGGACCGCUCUCAUGUGGGUCGUCGCGUCCGCGGUGGUGCGGCCUCGUCCUCGGCAUCUUAUACGGUGCGCGCGGAUCAGUCCAUGCUCCCCCAUUCCUCUCCUCAUCCCCCACUCAGAAUGCUCUUCUGAUUUCUCCAGGAUUGGAUGUGCGGCUUCUACCGCACCGGCUAACUCGCAAACAACUUGGACAAUGCGUGCUACCUUCCCUGAAUAUGUGGUUGCUCUUACUACAAUCGUUGGAACUGUGCUUUUCACGAUAUUUGGUGGUGUCGGAAUUGCCUGCCUUCCAUUGGGACUUAUAUUCUCAUGUAUCCGGCGUCCAAAAGCUGUAAUUACACGCUCACAAUAUAUAAAGGAAGCAACUGAAUUGGGAAAGAAGGCCAGGGAGUUGAAAAAAGCAGCUGAAGCUCUUCACCAAGAAGAAAGAAGUGGGAACAAGGGCCAGAAAUGGCGCAAAAACGUGAAGGCUUUAGAAAAGGCUGAGGCUACUUGGGCAUUCACAGUCCUUGGGUACAUUGGAAAACUUAUAUUUGGUGUUGUUGGGUUAAUUGUUUCAAUAGCUUGGGUUGCACAUAUCGUCAUAUACUUGUUGAUUGAUCCUCCUCUAUCUUCUUUCCUGAAUGAAGUCUUCAUAAAGUUGGCUGGUGUUUGGGGUCUCCUUGGGACCGCUGCUUUCGUGUUCUUCUGCUUAUAUCUCCUUAUUGCAGUGAUUGCUGGGGAGAUGAUGCUUGGUUUGAAACUUGUUUUCAUCACAAUUCACCCGAUGAAAUGGGGAGGCACUUUAAUGAACUCCUUCCUGUUUAAUGUUGGGCUCAUACUACUUUGCUCCAUCAGUGUGAUUCAGUUCUGUGCCACGGCUUUUGCCUACUAUGCACAAGCAACUGCUGUUCAAGAGAUAUUUGGCCACACAUUGCAAUCCCUUCGUGGAAUUAAGUAUCUUUACAAUUACAAUGUUUUCCAGUAUGGCUUUGUUGCUCUUGCCAUCCUCACACUCUUCUACUAUGCUAUAUUUGUAAGAAAAUAUAAGGGGAAGAAAACAAAUCAUUUUUGUAAUGUUCUGUUUUUGUAUAUUCACCUCCACUCUUCUAGAAAAAAUCAAUCGAUUAACUUUGAAGCUCACACGUCGAAGAAGACUAAGGCAACAACUCUUGUGAUUUUCAUCAACGAUGUCAUCCUACCAAAACUGUACAAGUAUCCUUCAGAGUUCAAUCUUGGAGAGAACCCGCGCGUCCGUGGACUAAAUGCAGAGUUGCUUCAGACGUUCAGAUCAAUUGCUACUUCAUAUGAUUUUCUUGAGGAGGAUAAGGAGCAAUAUGAGUAUGAUGACACUGAUGACUAUUCACUCGCUCAGCUGAACUUUGCUAGAGUUACAUGUGCCCAAGAGUAG